AUGAGCCUGGGGGGCGCCGGCGUCAGAAUGGAUAGGAUCAAAGCCUCCGAAUCCCGGGCGGAAAGUGCUGCCGACACCCAUGAAUCUCAUAUUUCCAGUUUCGAGUCGCAAGAUCGCGAAAUCGUGGCGCUGCUGAAUGAGGGGUGGUUCGGUCCGAAAGUUGGUAUCGUGUCCCCUCGCCAUCGCACCCUGAGGCCGAAAGACUCGCAUGAUGACAAGCCCCUGCGCGAGCGUCUGGAUGGAGCAACGCCCGCCCACAUAGGCCAGGGAAAACUUCAGUGGUCUCGACUGAAGUCUGUUCAUCCAUCCGAGCUUCUGAAAUCUGAAUUUGAUGACGAGGAGGUGAUCGAAGUCAACUCUGGUGGCCGCGUGCUUUUCUGUUUUUUUGAAUCGGAUUCGGUGGAGAGCUCCAGGGACGUCGCCAUUGCAAAGUUUGGGUCGACGAGGCUGGCCAUGCAGGCUGAGCACUUCGCCAACGAACUGACGCGCCAUUUAGACAUCUCCGCCCCCAUGUGUCGUAUCGUUCGAAAGGAGGGCCCGACUUCAGCCGAGUGGGAAGAUAUUUUCAGUGUGGCGAAAGGCGUUGGUAAGAGGGGAGAAGACCUGGUGGUUGAAAUGGAAGAGAUGCCGUGCAUGCUUCUGAUGGAGUUUGUAAAAGGCAAGCCGCUCUUGGAGGUUGACGAAGCGUUUAAGGAUCCAUACCUGGAAUCGACAAUGCAUGAUUUGGGCCGAGUCUUCCUGCUGGACAUGCUAUUGGGAAACCCGGACAGACUACCCAGCAGGGAUCUGGCGUGGCGCGGCAAUGCUGGGAACCUGCUUUUCGGGUCGUGCGACCAACAGGUGACGAGGAGGGUGGUGGCGAUAGACUCCUGUGUGCCGCGCAAGCCGCCCGUUGGCAAAGCCACAACGGAGGAUGAGGCAGUGCAGAAGAUGGCGGAAUUGAUAAUUCACGACACGGGAGUCGCCCAGGGCGUCUUGCAGCAGGUGGUUCAGGGUGGUAAAGCGGCUGACUCGAUGGCGGGCAGGACUCCAGAUGAAAAUUUGGCACAGAUGUUUCAAGAGGGGCUAAAGACAUGUCUAGGGGGAGUCCUCAAGAUACAGGGUCUCCUGGAGAUGAUGUGCGAUGUCAUCAGCGAGUGGAUCACCGAGUUUCUGAAAGAUAUCGAGGAGUCCACCAUGGAUGCCGAAGGCGCCACUACUGACAACAACCCCAUCAGGACUGCCACUCCACGAGGGCGCUCUCCAACGCCGCCCAGGGGGCCCGCAACACCCCCACCGAUCCCCAUCCCACACGUUCCCACAUCCCCACAGGUCAGCCGGCCCUCGUCCCCCUGCGGGUCACGGACUAGGUCGCCCUCCCCCAUGGCGGGUCGGCCGCCGAGCGCGGGUGCCAGAGCCACGACGCCUCGGGGCGGCAGGGGGGCCGUUUCUGGGCUGAUGGCGUCCGUGACGGUGCGCCUGAAGAAGAUCAAGAAGGACUCGAGGCAGGACGAGAUGCUGGCGGAGAAGGUGCAGCGGUGGAAGGAGGUGUUCAGAUCGAGAGAGGCCGACCUGCGCACCGCCGUGGGCGAGUGGCAGCACCGCCACGGCCUCCACUCCGCGCGCUUCCUGACCACCGGGUUCCUGGACGGCACGCACCCCAUCGUGGACGCCUACGAGCUCAAGAUCCGGCUGGAGCACAUGCUGCGGCGGCUGAGGAUGCUGCAGGACGCCGCCUCCACGGCGCGGCCCAUCUUCGUCGCCCAGCGGGUGUACCUCGGCAACGCGAUGGCCUCCCAGGCCCUCCACACGCUGAAGCACCUGGGAGUGGGCCACAUCGUCAACGCGACAGACGACCUCCUCCUUCCCGACGACGAGUGGGGGUUCGUGUGCAUGAGGGUGGCAAUGGCGGACAACGAGAACGAGGACAUCGAGCGGCACUUUGAGUCUGUGCACCGUUUCAUCAACUCGGCCAGGGAGUCGGGCUCCGGGGUGCUCGUGCAUUGCCACGAGGGCAAGUCGAGGUCGGCGGCGCUUGUGCUUGCGUACCUGCUGAUGGAGAAUAAGUGGACGCUGAAGGACGCUAUGGCGUUUCUCCUGGACCGCCAGCCGAAGGCUUGCCCAAACCCCGGAUUCAUGCAAAGGUUGCUGGACUUGGACGAGCGCCUCAAUGGAAAGAGAAGCCUUAAGGUCAAGAAGAAGAAGCCGGAGGCGAAAGUGUGCCCCUUGUGUUCCGAGGCUGUGGGCAUAUCCGAGGAGAGUCUCAUGGUGCACAUGAGGUCCAAGCACGGUGCCUGA
This is a messenger RNA of Ostreobium quekettii, 2277 nucleotides long. Lineage: Eukaryota; Viridiplantae; Chlorophyta; Ulvophyceae; Bryopsidales; Ostreobiaceae. The record is from the annotation of a GenBank genome assembly.